CCGCCGCCCGUCACCACCCGCAGCGAGCCUUGCUCGUCACCAACUCACCAUCACGCGCGAGCGCGACGCUUCAGCUCUCUCUCGUUGAAGAGCUGCAUCUCCAGCCAGUGCCUAGCCCGUCGAGGGACCGGUCGCCUUGGCGGACUCCCGCUGGUGCUCCUCCACGCCCAUCUCUCUCUUUUCCUCGCUGCAGCCACGGAUCUUGGUAGCAGGGACGCCACCGCAUUUCCAGAAUCCAAACGGAAUCGCGCUGGAAUUUCACAGGAAUCAGUUCAAUUUCACGGAACAAACGCAGGAGCAAGGAAAUUUUGUCACGUUCCCCUCAUUUGUUUCCUUCGGCGACGACUAGGCGAGUGCUGCCCGCUCUUCACGAGGUUUUCACCUGCGAGUCUGCGACGAACAUCCUCCAGUUGAUCUUCUGGCUGGAAAAUCACGUUGACGGUGGCAAGUAGGGGUUCUAUCAUCCGCAGCCUCAUCUCAAGAAGCAAAAUUCUUUCAUGAUCCCUUUGAACCGGAGGGCAAGCCUGCCCAGGGCUGGGAUGGAGUACUUUGAUGCAAGGCGGAAGCCUCGUAAUGUUGGAAAAAUCAUUGCAGCCCUGGUCCUCACAACACUCUGUAUAUUUGCUCUGAAGCAAUCUCCUGGUUUUGGUGGCAAUAGUGUGUUUUCUCGCCAUGAACCUGGUGUUACCCACGUCUUAGUAACAGGAGGAGCUGGUUAUAUUGGUUCACAUGCCGCUUUAAGGCUCUUACAGGAUAGCUAUCGAGUUACCAUUGUGGAUAAUCUAUCUAGAGGAAAUAUGGGAGCAGUAAAGGUUCUGCAGGGCUUAUUUCCGCAGCCUGGUAGACUACAAUUCAUCUUUGCUGAUCUGGGGGACCAGAAAUCUGUCAACAAGAUAUUUGCUGAAAAUGCAUUUGAUGCUGUGAUGCACUUUGCAGCUGUUGCUUAUGUGGGAGAGAGCACAUUGGAACCCCUUAGGUACUAUCACAAUAUUACAUCGAACACUUUACUGAUUUUGGAGGCUAUGGCAUCUCAUGGAGUCAAAACCCUUAUCUACUCCAGUACAUGUGCUACCUACGGAGAACCAGAGAAGAUGCCUAUUACAGAAGCCACACCUCAGUUCCCUAUCAAUCCAUAUGGAAAAGCUAAGAAAAUGGCAGAGGAUAUCAUAUUAGAUUUCUCAAAGUCGAAGGGAGCUGACAUGGCUGUCAUGAUUUUAAGAUAUUUCAAUGUUAUUGGCUCUGACCCUGAGGGAAGAUUAGGUGAGGCUCCUAGGCCAGAACUCCGAGAGCAUGGUCGGAUAUCUGGGGCAUGCUUCGAUGCAGCAUUAGGAGUCAUUACAGGAUUAAAGGUUAAAGGAACAGAUUAUCCCACAACUGAUGGAACCUGCAUAAGAGAUUAUAUUGAUGUCACAGAUUUAGUUGAUGCUCAUGUGAAAGCACUCAACAAGGCAGAGCCUAGAAAAGUCAGCAUUUACAAUGUUGGAACAGGAAGAGGUCGCUCGGUUAAUGAGUUCGUCGAUGCCUGCAAGAAGGCAACUGGGGUUAACAUCAAAAUUGAGUACCUCAGCAGAAGGCCAGGAGAUUAUGCAGAAGUAUAUAGCGACCCAACAAAAAUCAACAAGGAGCUCAACUGGACAGCUCGAUAUACUGAUCUUAAAGAGAGUCUGUCAGUCGCAUGGAGGUGGCAAAAGUCGCAUCCCAGUGGCUACGGGCCAAAUCGAAUAUAGCCUGCUGAUUUAUAAUUCACUGAAUCAAUACAUAUUAAUUCUUUAGUUAGCGAUAAAAAAAUCUUGCUAUGACACUCCUCUCAAAAUCACUCCGUAUUCUUCUCGUUCUUUUUAUUUCAAAGGUUUGCUGUUUUUUUACUAGUAGAAACAUGAACGGUGAUUUGGAUACAAAAAACUUGUGAUGACAAUUUCAUUGUUUUUGACACAAAUUGUUGAUAGAAAAAAUGUACAUUUUUCAGCCAGUGAGCUGCAAGGUUUGGUUGCAUCGAGUUAAGAAAAACCUUAUGUUGUGACCAA
Molecule: messenger RNA, 2024 nt
Organism: Zea mays
Lineage: Eukaryota; Viridiplantae; Streptophyta; Magnoliopsida; Poales; Poaceae
Exons: 12
Coding region: 498-1727 (409 amino acids)
Biological process (GO): galactose metabolic process
Molecular function (GO): UDP-glucose 4-epimerase activity
Source: RefSeq, a predicted model, not a curated record